This is a messenger RNA of Micropterus dolomieu (smallmouth bass), 1339 nucleotides long. RefSeq names its product myosin binding protein Ha (gene mybpha). Lineage: Eukaryota; Metazoa; Chordata; Actinopteri; Centrarchiformes; Centrarchidae. Bases 199 to 846 code for a protein of 215 amino acids. The record is from RefSeq and is a predicted model, not a curated record. The transcript has 6 exons. Gene Ontology annotation, molecular function: protein binding.
AAACAAGCUAAGAGUGUUCCUGCCUGCAUAGGUCGCAGUUCCUAACAGAAAGAUGAUGAUGUGACUGCAGUGGGGAGGGGGGUAUUAAAGUCAGGGAAUGGGUGGCGUUGUCUACAAGCCCACCAGCCCUCACGCUAUAUAUAUUACCUAACACCCUCGUGGCUCCUUCAUCCACAGCGCUGGCCGUCUGUCAGCAAGAUGCCAGGCAAACCUGCGCCCAUCAAGAAGUCCCCAGCCAAGAAGGCUGCCGACAAGGCACCUGAGCCCGCACCCGCUCCCGUAGAGGCUCCACCUGCUGCGGAGGCUGCACCUGUGGAAGCCGCUCCCGCCGAGGCACCGGCCGAGACAGCUCCCGCACCCGAAGGAGUAGCAGCCCCAGCAGAGGACAGCGCUCCAGCUGCUUCUCCCGCUGCUGAAGACGGUGCCGCUGCUUCCGCUGCAGACGCCCCCGCAGACGCUGCUCCAGCAGAAGCUGCCUUAGUUGAGGAGCCACCAAAGGCCCCCACGCCCCCACCUCCUGCAGUCCCCACCAGCGCUCCUCUGGACGUAUCUGUGGAAGAUGUGAACGACUCCAGCCUCACCAUUAAAUGGCGGACACCAGAGACCAUCGGAGAUUGUGGCCUGGACGGAUACAUCGUCGAGUACUGCAAGGAUGGGACAACAGACUGGGUUGUAGCUCAGGAGGAGCUUACGGCAUCUAAUCGCUACUGCAUCAAGAAUCUGACAAACGGUGACCUGCUGCUUGUGCGCGUGGUGGCCGUUAACCCUGGUGGCCGCAGUGAACCUGGUACACUUGCUGAGCCAGUGCGGAUCCGCGAGAUUGUUGCUUGUCUUUAUAGAAACUAAGUAAAAACCUACUGAAACUGCUUGGAGAAACAACCAAGAAGCUGCAGGAAGGUCUUCAUUGGUGCAAUGAGAAUUUCUAUCUUCCAUCUGAGGGGCUGCACAUCAGUGUAACUAUGUUGGAAAGUGUGCAAAAUAUACAAAAAUGUGAGUGGAUUUUCCCUACAAAAGUCCAAACCAACUUUCCCUACAAGAUAUAGUUGAUAUUUUGUUUCACCAAUGUAAAAAGAGCUUUUAAAACGUCUGUCUCCAACCUCUUUAUCAGGAGCUGACUGAUAGUUGUAACUUAUGACCUAUCCUUAAAAUACUCAUGUUGCAACCGGGAAGCAGAGGUGGUAUUAACUGCCGGGGGCCUCAGAUGAGCUGCACAGAUGUAUGCACAUAAAUCCCACAGGUGCUGACAAGACCUUUCAUUAGCUGUAAAUCAUGCUUUCACUUAUACACACAUCUUCAGUCAUUACUGCAUGUUUGACAAAUGAAGGUGAAUCACUCUUUU